AGGUCCAAAAUGAUGUCUCCAUCAACUUCAUGAUCUCAGGAUCUUUAUGUCCUUUUCUUCUUCCGGGUAUUAGUGCGAAUGAGGCGACCACGCAAAGACAAGGAUGAAGAAGAAAUGAUAGUUCUGAAAAUUUCUAAUGAUUCUUUGACAAUCAACGAGAAAACUUUUACAUUCGACUCGGUUGCAGAUUGAGGCAACGCACAUAUGUUCCAGCUUAUGGGAGCACCACUUGUUGAAAAUUGUAUGACAGUGUUCAACAUUUCCAUUUUUGCAUAUGGACAGACGGGAUUUGGGAAAUACUUGUAUGCCCGGCCAAAGCAUUGUUGGUUUGAAAGCAUUUCUAUCAAUCAACAAGGUUUAACUCCUCAAGUAUCAGUGUCUGUCUCACUAUUCCUUUUUUUGAGAUUUACAAUGAACAGAUUACAGAUUUAUUGGAUCCUAAUCAAAAAAAUAUUCAGAGAAGAUGCCAAAUCAGGGAUCUAUGUUGAAAAUCUCACGGAGGAGUCUUUAUGUACAAUGUCAGAGUCUUCAUACGGUUUGAGGCUUUACUACUGCUCAUUGCCCUGUUCUGGUGAUUCUCUAUUGCUCAUUGUUGUUGAGGUCCAAAAUGAUGUCUCCAUCAACUUCAUGAUCUCAGGAUCUUUAUGUCCUUUUCUUCUUCCGGGUAUUAGUGCGAAUGAGGCGACCACGCAAAGACAAGGAUGAAGAAGAAAUGAUAGUUCUGAAAAUUUCUAAUGAUUCUUUGACAAUCAACGAGAAAACUUUUACAUUCGACUCGGUUGCAGAUUGAGGCAACGCACAUAUGUUCCAGCUUAUGGGAGCACCACUUGUUGAAAAUUGUAUGACAGUGUUCAACAUUUCCAUUUUUGCAUAUGGACAGGUAUGUUGAAUUUGCCUUUGUUUUGUUGUGUGUUGUGAUAUAGAAUAUGCGUAACAUAUAUGAAGAGUGAUUGUUGUUAAGACGGGAUUUGGGAAAUACUUGUAUGCCCGGCCAAAGCAUUGUUGGUUUGAAAGCAUUUCUAUCAAUCAACAAGGUUUAACUCCUCAAGUAUCAGUGUCUGUCUCACUAUUCCUUUUUUUGAGGUAGAUUUUUGGUGUAAUUGGCCUAUUUUAACUUUAUAAUU
Molecule: messenger RNA, 1124 nt
Organism: Morus notabilis
Lineage: Eukaryota; Viridiplantae; Streptophyta; Magnoliopsida; Rosales; Moraceae
Product: kinesin-like protein KIN-12B
Exons: 11
Coding region: 205-705 (166 amino acids)
Source: RefSeq, a predicted model, not a curated record